AUGGAUACCACUGCUACUUCCACAAGCAUCGACGUGUCGACAUAUGACCACCAGCUUCAAUGUCCGCUCUUUGGUACCUUGCCCGGCGAGAUACGCAACGAGAUCUUUGCACUCGCGCUGGUGCAGUACGAGGAAGAGGGGCCGUCUGCAUACCCUGUUGAUUCGUACUGGUACCGGCCCGGGUUUACGGGGCCGAGGAGGAGUAGUUGUUCACUUUUGCGGGCGUGUAAGUUGGCGUAUGCGGAGGGGCAACAGGUGUUUUUGAGGGAGCUUGAAUGGGCAUUUUGGUUUGACCGCGGACCAAAAGGCCGAACGAAAAACGCCGCUUGCAAGCGCUUCUUUGGGGCCCUGACGGAACAGCAGUCACGCGACUUGACACGCGUCCGCUUCUUUACGCAAAUGUACUGGCUCGAGGGCGGGUGGAACCUGGGGACGCUGUUCCGGCAGCCGCGGUUCCGGCCCGAGGUGCUGACGAUUACGGUGCGGUACUCGGAUUGGUGGUACUGGGAGACGGACGAGCCGCUUCGCAUGUCGGAGAAUUGGUUGAGGGUGUUCCAGGGGCCGAGGGGUCUGAGGGAGUUGCGGGUCGAGUAUGAGACGCUUGUUGGGAAGAGGGGGGAGAUGAUGCGGAUUGUGGAGAGGAAUAAGGGGUGGAAGUUGGCUGUGGGGGGGUUGUUGACGUCUGGUCGGAGGGUUGAGAGGGUGGUAGGGGAGGAUGGGGUGGGACAAGGGGAAGAGGGAGAGGAGGAGGAGGGGUAUUUGAGUGCCGAGGGGACGGCGUUGGUGGAGUGGCGGUGGAAGGGGCCGAGUAAGCUUGGUGGGAAGGCGUGGGCUCAUCAUGGGGAGGGGGAAACGGUUGAGUAUGUUGUCGUGAUGGAUACGUGGAGGUUUGUCGAGGGGCCUAUGAGUGAGGAGGAUAGGAUGCGACGGGCUGAUGGCGGUGACGGACAUUUGGGAGGGCCUGGUGAUGACGACGAGGUGUUUGAUUCGGAGGCGGGUGAGUGGCCUGAAUUCGAUUCGGAAGAGGAGUUUGAAGAGGAGGAGGAGGAUGAUGAAGAGGAAGAGGACGAAGAGGAGGAUGAAGAGGAGCAGGAGGAGGCAGAGGAAGAGGAGGAGGAAUACGACGAGGAGGAGGAAGAGGAAGAGGAAGUGGAAUAUUAUGAGGAGGAAGAAGAUAAUAUGGAGGCUAUGGAGAGGCUUCUAGCCUCGUUGGGGGCUCAGAGUCAGAGCCUGGGAGAGGCGGCGGUCUUCUAG
Messenger RNA from Colletotrichum orchidophilum, 1254 nucleotides. RefSeq lists its product as uncharacterized. The transcript is spliced from 2 exons. The coding region runs from base 1 to 1254 and encodes 417 amino acids. The record is from RefSeq and is a predicted model, not a curated record. Lineage: Eukaryota; Fungi; Ascomycota; Sordariomycetes; Glomerellales; Glomerellaceae.